AAAUAUCUGGCGAACUUCCGCAGUGUCCAUUCUGUCAUUAGUAGUGCACGUGCGAAGAUGCGUCUCGUCGUUGUUGGAAUAGUUCUAGUUACUUGUCUCCUCGGGAGCGGGUCGUGUGUGGAGGACUGUGACUAUCCUACUGAAAACAUUAUUAGAGAUGUAAUAUCUCAAGGUUUCACGAUUGGAGAGGGUGCCGUCGCCCCUACCAUCGACUUGAACAGAUACAGUAUUGUGUGCCUGGCCUACAGUCGGCAAAGAGAUCGCUAUAGAGCUUUCUCUGUUAUCGUUGAGUACACUUGUGAGGUAAAUGCGGGAUGUCCCGAGGGUAUGGUAGUAGAGCAGUUUGAAGCCGAGUGUGCCGAAAAUACUUGGGGCAUUCAAGUUCUUGGUGUCACGGGAACUCCUCGGACAUCUCCUGCCACUGGUGAUUUCUCAACUGGUCUCAGAGAAGACUGUUCUUUCUGUGCGUCUCAAGUAGUCGCUAGUGCCCCUGGAGGCGCUCCUGAUCCGUCCGGCGACGGGUCGCAUUGCAUUGAAUGUAACGCUCUAUGCAGUGGUGAAGAAGCUGGAGCUAGAAGAUGCUUUGGCUUUGGUUCUGACUCCUGCUGUCAGGUUUAUCUACCUAAUGGCACAUGUGGCGAGGCCUGUCCGGAAGACGGUGUUUAUUCCAUCAGCGAUGACUUUAACUGCUUGAGAGACUGUCCUGAUAGCCUUGGCACAGUUGGGAAUGGAAGAGUGGAGUAUUCUCAGGAUGCUACAGGAGAAGGCUUCUCGUCGGGAACUACAGCUACUGUUGCAUGCAAUGAUACGUAUGAGACAGAUGGGUAUGGCGCUAUCUGCAGCAACGCUGGCACAUGGAACUCCACCCUACCAAACUGCACCGUGAUUGAGUGUGGUGAAGUCCCAACUUUAGUGAACGGGAAAGUUUCAGGAGUACCAGCCACCACGGAGGUUGGAGCAGUAGCCACAUACGAGUGUGACACUGACUACAGAUUCAAAGACGAAAGGAACACUAGGACUUGCCAAAGUGAUAAGACCUGGUCAAACGAAGAUCUUGAAUGCAUCAAACCUGAUCCAGUGUGUCCAGAGGGGUGCAACGAUUGCACCGAGGUGGACGGAAAGGUCUCCUGCACUACAUGUGAGGACUCACUCGAACUGAAUGCCGACGAUAACUCUUGCAGAAAAAAAUCAACUGGCAGUGGUGGCGGCAACGGUCCGUGUGGAAAAGACAACAUCAUCUGUAUCAUAAUCCCAAUAGCAAUCCUGUUGGCCAUCAUUCUGGCAGUAGCCGUGGCAGCCGCUGUCUAUGCCUACUACAGAUGGAAGCAGGCACCAGCCACAAAACUGAAGGGAAAGGAUCCUGAAGGAAUCAACGGAGUUGCUCGGGACAACCCACUCUAUUUAGACCCCACCACAGUCGCAGAAGAGGUGGAGGGGUAGAAGACAGAGCAUCAGACAAACACCUCUUCCCACUGUAUUCUUUUCUCUCUGUACCCCUUCACCUCCCUACCUCCACCUCUUUGUAUGUCCCACCAAUUCAGUGUGUCAGUUAUACUAUAAUAUUGCAUGCAUCACUGUAAAUAUAUAGUUGUAUUUGAGACCUGUUUUCAAUUCACUACUCAGCAGCCUUUGUUUGUUAUUGUAUAUACAAUUUGCACUACUCUCGGUUUUUUAUAUUAUUUACUUGUUGAAAUGACUGUGUGUGCAAUAUACAUGACUCUCCUGUAGCACAUAUUGUGAGAAUAUAUACUGUUCAUUUUGUAUAUUAUCUGAAGAUUUUCGUAGCAUUGUAUACGUUCUAGACUUCCGUUUUUGCAGUCAUAAUAAUUAUAAUUAUACAUAA
Molecule: messenger RNA, 1843 nt
Organism: Geodia barretti
Lineage: Eukaryota; Metazoa; Porifera; Demospongiae; Tetractinellida; Geodiidae
Source: the annotation of a GenBank genome assembly